This is a messenger RNA of Xylona heveae TC161, 817 nucleotides long. Its product is annotated as APG12-domain-containing protein. The transcript is spliced from 4 exons. The record is from RefSeq and is a predicted model, not a curated record. Lineage: Eukaryota; Fungi; Ascomycota; Xylonomycetes; Xylonales; Xylonaceae. Gene Ontology annotation, biological process: C-terminal protein lipidation; autophagy of mitochondrion; nucleophagy. The coding region runs from base 104 to 706 and encodes 200 amino acids. Gene Ontology annotation, cellular component: phagophore assembly site membrane; cytoplasm; Atg12-Atg5-Atg16 complex.
CGUCAAAAGUUAGAGCUUGGAAGACUUCGUAUUCAAAGCUGUCGUUGACAGGAUCCUGAGUCCUACUUCUAUUAAAUCAUCCGUUUGCCUUUUAUUUUCUUUAAUGGCGAGCCACAGUCAGAAUUUGGGCGAGAGCCAGCUCCUUUCUCGGGAAGACCGCCGUCCCUCCACUCGUGGUCCAGUAUCAGGCAAUAACCAAAAUUCAGGCGCGAAUGCAAGCAAUGGCUCCAGCCCAAGCCCUGCUUUGGGAGCUUCUCGGUCGGGCUCAGAGAUUACAUUGGGAGCAGCAGCUGGUGCAGCAGCGCCUGCUAUUCCUGACGAUGAAAGCGACCAGCACUACCUCGCUGAUGUUCCACUCACUAUGGCAGCCUCAGUCAUGAUUGCUGCGUUGCCUCAUGAUGCUCAUGCUGCCCUGGAAAAUGCAGGCUCAUUGCCACAAGAGAAAGUCACUGUUCGGUUUCAAGCUGUGGGGUCAGCACCGAUACUUCGGAAGAAAGUCUACACAAUCAAAGCAAAAUCGCCUUUCGCUGCUGUUGUUAACUUUCUCCGUAAAAGACCCGAAAUCAAGGGGAACGAUUCAGUGUUUCUCUAUGUCAAUAGUGUGUUUGCACCAAGCUUGGACGAGGAGGUAGGGAAUUUGUACAGGUGCUUCAAGCGGGAUGAUCAAUUAAUCAUCGCAUACUCCACAACUCCAGCUUUCGGGUAGUACUUUUAUGAAAGGUUACAAGCCACCAAAUUUUCAUCCAAAAUGCACUCAGUUCAGGAAAAUUCAGACUAUGCUGUAUAGACGCCAAUUCCCAUGCGGAUAUGCCAAACG